Parus major (Great Tit) is the source of this 5742-nucleotide messenger RNA. RefSeq names its product GATA binding protein 4 (gene GATA4). Lineage: Eukaryota; Metazoa; Chordata; Aves; Passeriformes; Paridae. Gene Ontology annotation, cellular component: nucleus. The record is from RefSeq and is a predicted model, not a curated record. Gene Ontology annotation, molecular function: DNA-binding transcription factor activity, RNA polymerase II-specific; RNA polymerase II cis-regulatory region sequence-specific DNA binding; zinc ion binding. The coding region runs from base 159 to 1394 and encodes 411 amino acids. The transcript has 6 exons. Gene Ontology annotation, biological process: negative regulation of transcription by RNA polymerase II; positive regulation of transcription by RNA polymerase II; cell fate commitment.
AAAAUCGCAUCGCUGGUGGUGUUUUGGUUUUGGCUGGAAGGCUGCGCCCACGCGGGACCGCUCCGGGGAAAAGUGGAGCCGAGGGUUUUCCAGGAGCUCCCCAUCGCUCCGGAUCGCGGCCGGGGAGCCGGCCGGGCUUUGGGGAGGCCCCGCACGAGAUGUACCAGAGCUUAGCCAUGGCAGCCAACCCCGGCCCUCCGGCGUACGAGGGGGCAGGUGGCUUCAUGCACAGCGCGGCCGCAGCGUCCCCGGUCUAUGUGCCCACCACGAGGGUCACCUCCAUGCUCCCCAGCCUGCCCUACCUGCAGAGCAGCGGCUCUUCCCAGCAAGGCAGCCCCGUCUCCAGCCACUCCAUCUGGACUCAGCCCGGAGCCGAAAGCGCCGCUUACAACCCUGGAUCUUCUCAUCCUCCCGUGUCACCUCGGUUCUCCUUCUCCACCAGCACCCCCAUCCCGGCCACCUCUUCCCGGGAAGCGGCGGCGGCUUACAGCAGCUCCUUGAACCUUUCUGCUAACGGGAGGGAGCAGUACAGCAGGGGCUUCGGCAGCUCCUACUCCAGCCCCUACCCGGCCUACAUGAGCCCCGAAAUGGCCACGACCUGGACUUCCUCGCCCUUCGACAGCCCCAUGCUGCACAACCUGCAGAGCCGAGGGACGCCCGCGGCCGCCCGCCACGCCAACAUCGCAGAAUUUUUUGAUGAUUAUUCCGAGGGGCGAGAAUGUGUCAACUGUGGGGCCAUGUCCACCCCGCUGUGGAGGAGGGACGGCACGGGGCACUACCUCUGCAACGCCUGCGGGCUCUACCACAAGAUGAACGGCAUCAACCGGCCCCUGUUCAAACCCCAGAGGAGGCUGUCAGCGUCCCGCCGUGUUGGGCUCUCCUGUGCCAACUGCCACACGACGACCACCACGCUCUGGCGCAGGAACGCCGAGGGGGAGCCGGUCUGCAACGCCUGCGGGCUCUACAUGAAACUCCACGGGGUCCCAAGGCCUUUAGCCAUGAGAAAAGAGGGAAUUCAGACGAGGAAACGCAAGCCUAAGAACCUUAACAAAACAAAGGCACCAGCAGGCCCAUCCAGCAGUGAGAGUCUUACCCCGACCACCAGCUCUGCCAGCAGCAGCAGCAGCACCACGACCACCGAGGAAAUGCGCCCCAUCAAAACAGAACCCGGGCUCUCAUCUCACUAUGGGCACCCCAGCCCUGUCUCUCAGGCAUUUUCAGUCUCUGCCAUGUCCGGACAUGGAUCAUCCAUUCACCCUGCGAUCUCAGCUCUGAAGCUUUCCCCCCAGGCUUACCAGUCAGCCAUGAGCCAGUCUCCCCAAACCAGCUCCAAACAGGACUCCUGGAACAGCCUGGUGCUGGCUGAGAACCACGGGGACAUCAUAACUGCAUAACCUGGCCCUUUCCCUACGAACUCCAGGCUGAUCUGCUUGAGAGAUGAAGAAGAUGCCAUGUAAUCAUCAAGUCAAUGUUGUCUCCACCUCCCCUGCUCUCCUGCCUUCUCUCCCCUUGUGAGAUGUUCCAGCAAAGAGGUAAAGAGAAUUUAUCUGAGGUGUAGGGGAGCUCUUAUGAAAUGAACAGAGAAGACUCAAAUCUCAGAGUAACUCAAGGAUUUGAAGCCUUUUCCCCCACUUUAAAUGAGCCUCUCUAUUUGACUGUCACCGCUUCCUAUGAAACAGCCAGAAACAAAGAGAUGGACACAGUUCUUGAGUUUAAUUUAACAAUAUCUGGCAUUUUAAGACUCAGACAAUGGUGGAGCAGAGACACUUCUGUCACCACCCAUUCUUUUCCCAAACAGAAGAAAAUGCCAUUGUCUUCUCAUGACCCAAAUUCAGUGAUCUUCCACCAAACGGAGCCAGUUCCAGGACAGUUUGCUGAACAGACUUCACUAGAGAUUCUUUAGUGGCUUUAAUGGAUUUGAUAUGAUGUAGGGCAGAGAAAAAAAGAGACAUUCCCCUUCCUCCUCAGCUCACACAUGUAGAGCAUUGUCUUCAUCUUCCUAGAUGGUCUGGAAAGCUCAUGAAUGUCGGUAUUUAAUAGUAACUCCCUUCCUAUUUAUCACUACGAAAUUGUGGGAUGUGUUUCCAAAAGGUUGUUGGCUGAGCCUGGAGUAGGUCUGUCCAAAGUCAAAAGGGGGAUUUUGGAAGAAGAAACCUUCUGGAAGAAGGUUGAUGAGACCCAUGCUGGUCAUCAGAUCCUGGGGGAAAUGGCUGGGCUCUUCCCUGACGUAUAGUGACUAGCCAGGCCUAGAGAUGAUUCAAGAGCACAGCAAGUGAAAGAUGCUCUUCUAAUGCUGCUGUGCCACUGCUUUUCAGACAGAUAAUUUAAUUAUUUUGCCUGUUUUUAUGUUGGUUUGGAUGCCACUGAUGAAAUCUGACUGUCACUUAUUUUUGGCUGUACUGUGAGUGCCCACUUUCCCCCUAACAGCUGGCUCGUGACCAUUUCCCACAUCUAAUCCUUUAGGAUUUCACUUUUUGCAACAAGCAGUGGCUUCAUCCCCUACUGGAGGUGGCAGGGGCCAUUUUCUUUAUCAAGCAUGUGCACAGACUUGCCUGCCUGCAAGAGAAGCACAACUCCAUUAAACAAGACUUGACUGUUUCCUUGCCCAUAAGGCUCUCACCUACCAGGGAAUCCUGGCAAAUGGAGUUGGAAGAGAUGCUGAGAGCCCAAUGACUCAUUCCCUUUUCCCAAAGGGAUCAGUCCUGCCUAAUCCAGCCCUGACUGCUCUGCCUCUGGUUUACCAAACUCAAACUCCAGCACUGCAGGCGCCACAGCUCCCCUGGGCAGUCCAAGUGCUUCACCAGAUGCUUCCCACGACGUUUGAAUCAACAUUUCCAAGGAAGGACAGCUUUGCCUGUCCAUGCAGAGAGUUCCUGGGAGACCUCAUCCUGCAAGAUUCUUCACUCUUGUUUCUGUCUGCUCCCAAGCUCUGUCACCCUUCUUGUCUUCCCAGCUCCUCUCUUUUCCUCCCCGCAUCCAGAAUUGGAGUACAGAACUACCAAGUGAAAAAUCUCUAAGGGGGAUUGUGCAGCCCUCCCAAACGUGCCACCCUCUGUCUCCCACUGUUUAACAUUCCCACAAGGAGUAUUCUUCCACACAACCUAAGGCACAGGGCCUGGUGAAGAGGAGAGCCACGGACAGGUUUGAAGCAAAAGAAUGGCGUUGUGUUGUCUGUUUGAACUCACUCUUUUCCUGCCAGUGGUGUAAAAGCUUCUCUAAGGAGAAGGAUUCAGCUGGACUGGUCGUGACUGGAGAGUCUUGGACGCUCCCACAUUCCCCAUUCUCUCCAUAGCCCAGAUUUGCAGGAUUUUGGAGGCGUGACAGAGCCUCCACACUCCCUAGAGAAAAACAUCAUGGCAAUGAUGGCAUGAGAACAGCUGGGUGGUGUUUACACCAGUUCCCACUCUGUCUUUUGGAGCUAAUGCAGUGUGUUAGCCUCAUUAGUGCUAAUUACAAAUGAGGGAAAGACAUUCAUGAAACAUGAAUAAAAAAGAAAUUAAAUUCUUUGAUUUUGUUCAGACCUGCUAGGCUUUAGAGAAAAGGCCAGAAACAGCACUGAAAAAUAUGAAUUUGAGGUGAAAACACAAAGGUGUUUCUCCAUUGGCAGGAAGACCUUUAGCCAAAUUCCUCCUUGAAGUAAAUCCCUUUGUAAAGGGCAGUUGAGUUCUCCUGGGGUCUGGCUGUGAAUUCCUGGCCAUAACACAGCAGCCUGCACCACAAAAUGCCACGUGGCUCAUGCCAGCUUUUGAGAUAUCCAGAACUACCCUGGAAAGCCCAAGAGUGAGUGGGGCCUCCUGGAGAGGAUUAGAUGUCCAGACCAACCACAUCCCCAUUUCUCUUUCCAUCUGGAGGCUCACAGGGGUUCUGUCUACCUUCCCUUCCCUAUUGCUGUGCUCCUCCUUCCCUCAAAGCCGAAUUCCCCAGUGGAAUUUUUCUCCUUCCCUUAAAACCCACUCAGAGAUGCCAGAAAGAAUUCUGCUUGUAAUGCCAGAAGGAAAAAUCUCUGCAGAACAUACCUGCCUUAUGUCCCCUUAACAGAGAUUUAUGAACUGGAUUUUAGCCCUCCUCAAAGCCUGAAAAACAAUUCUUGAAACAGAGUGAGGAGCAUUCACAAGUCCCUGCUAACAGAACAAGACAUCUGCUUUCCAAAGGCGAAGUUCUGGGGGAUGUGAGGACAGCUUUAGGGGUAGAGGACAACUCUUUAGGGGCAGAAAUUAACUCUUUUGUCCCCCUUUCUGCACCAGAAGCAGAAGUUUGGAUACACCAGGUUCAGGUCACCCAAAACUGCUGUAGAGCUGCUGUUAGACCAAGAGAUUUUGUCUUUUUCAGGCCAAUGCUGAUAUCAGGAUGGUGAGAGACUGACCUCAGAUGCAGCAUCACCAUUUCAGAUGGGGACAAACAGACAAUAAUUGAUGGGUCCCCUUCUUCAGAGCUUCUAAUGAUCAAAUUGCAGAAUAAUUUAACUCAGAAGGGAUGAAAUCAGGUCUCUCAAGGCCCUGUUCAGGCAACUUUUGAAUAUUCCUAAGGGUGGAAAUCCCACCACCUCUCUGGGUUCCUGCCCCAGUGUUUGACCAUGCUGGAAAUGUUUUUCCAAGAAUCACUGGCAAAUUAACUGCUCAUACUUGGGGAUUCCCAUGUAAGGAGUCAUUGUGGGAGGCUGGAUGUGGUCUCCAAGCCCAGGAAUCACUCAGAGCCUCGUCUUGCAGGUAGGAGCUGGGAUGGCCAGUGCAGGAUGGCAAACUCCAGAAAUGACAGACCAAGGGAAACUCACAGCACAAGAGGAUUAAAGUGCUGCCACUUUCAGGACACUCAGCUCCUUCCAGCAAGAGGAGCCAAUGAGAAAAUUCCAGGUUCCACCUGAGCUCUGCUUUCCUGCUUGUGAUGGGGGAGGCAGUUAGAGCCUUGCUUUGGGAAUGAAUUAGAUACAAUUAUUAGAGACCCAUUAAGGCAAAGUAAUUACUGGUUUUAUUAUUGCUUUUAUUGCUGGAGAACCUAGUGAGAUCCAUAGCAGGUCCUACACAAAUACAGGACCAAGAACUAUCCCUUCCCUGAGGAGCAGGAGGGAAGGGUCCACUCCCGCAAAGCACCUCAGCGCAUUUAAAAAUGCAUUUGUGGGAUCUGUUCCCCUUGAGAUCAUUCCUAAUCAGGAAAAUUUUGAUGCUGAAGGGUUUACAGCACAAGGUUUGGUUGUGUCAAACCAGACCUUGGCACUGGCCCAGUGGCCACCUAAGUGAGAUGGGCGGAUGAGAACCAGGAGAGGGAGCCAAGAAAGGUCAUUUAACCACUUCUAAAUGUCUUUGCUCUUUGUGGAAGUGCAGUAUGUUGAUUCACUUCGGUUAUUUUUUUUGUAAAUUGAUCAGACAAGGUCCACAGAUCACUUGCAAUCUUACGGGCUUGGAUGGAGAGGGUGCAAUCGGGAGGAGCUCAGGAAUAUUGCAAGGGAGCUUUAAAACCAAUCAGCAACUCUCAAUGUAACAUUGAAGCUGUGACUGUGUCAGGGGUGUGGUGUUUUGACUUUUUUUCUCCCCAGGUGUAAAGUUUGAAGCUUCCCAGGUCAUCUGGGAAGGUCUUAUGGAAACAGACACUUAUUUGUAAGGGGGAGAGGGAACCAACCAACUGAACAAGCUGUAAUUAUUUAAAGAUGUAAAAAAAUAUCUAUUCUGAAGUAGUAUGGCUACCAAUCCACGUAACUUCUACACCUUUAGAACUAAUGAAAAUAAAACAAUGAUAAUAAAACCAAAA